This is a messenger RNA of Trypanosoma cruzi, 1239 nucleotides long. RefSeq names its product CMP-sialic acid transporter, putative. The record is from RefSeq and is a predicted model, not a curated record. Bases 1 to 1239 code for a protein of 412 amino acids. Gene Ontology annotation, cellular component: Golgi membrane. Gene Ontology annotation, biological process: pyrimidine nucleotide-sugar transmembrane transport. Gene Ontology annotation, molecular function: pyrimidine nucleotide-sugar transmembrane transporter activity. NCBI's taxonomy places the organism in Eukaryota, Euglenozoa, Kinetoplastea, Trypanosomatida, Trypanosomatidae. The transcript has a single exon.
AUGCGGAUUUACCUCUUUGGGUUUUGUAGGCGGGUUGUGUCGUGCUGGUCAAAACAGCUUUUUUUCUUUUGGUUUCUGACGUUCCAGAAUGCGAUAGCGGUGCUGCUCAUUAGUUACACUCAGGAACGCCAGUUGGCUGCUGGCGUUGAGCGGUUUGCCGUGAUGCACGCAGUGUUGAUUCAGGAGGCUAUAAAGUUCAUUGCGUCCUUUGCCUGGUGCGUCAUUGACGUGUGGCGCUACGUCCGAGAACACGCGACUGAAAGGAACGAAAAGGAAUUGAUUUUGGAUGGGCUCGACGAAAUGCAGCCGCUGCCGGUAAAAGUCAACACUGGCAGCGAUGUAAUCAGCUCGUCUCAUUUAAACAACAGUGAGGAAAUAAACUGUAAAGACAAUUUGCUGGACGCAUCGUUUCAACUCUCCGCAUCAAAGACUCCGGGACAGUGGCGUUUGUUUAAGAAUGGAAUUGUCUCCGAGUUGUUUCACCCAAGUGCCUUCCGCAUGCUGCUGCCGGCUCUGCUCUACGGGUUCCAGAACUGCUGCGUUUAUUUGGCCCUUGCCAACAUUGAGCCGACGCUCUUUCAGGUGACGUACCAGUCGAGAAUAAUCAUCACGGCGGUCUUUAUGUCAGUUUUCCUCGGGCGUUGUUUUUUAUUUCGGCAGUGGGUGGCUCUUGUCGUGUUGGCACUCGGCGUCUCUGUGGCGCAGCUUGGGGACAGGACCGCCUCAGGGGCAGAGCGGUCGCCAGAGGGGAGUUUUAAGGGGGAUUACACCGUUGGCAUCGUUGCCACGAUAUUCUCUGCGGCAACAUCCAGCGCCGCAUCUGUUAUUAUGGAGUCCUUUUUAAAGUCCCGGUCUAGUUCGAUGAGUUUGUUUACCUCCACUAAAAAUUUGCACCUAGCCCUUCACUCGGUCUUAUGCUUUGCCGUGUUUCAGGCACUGAACGGUUCUGUGGGCGGCUUCACGGAGUCCCGUAAUGCGUCUUUUAUUGACGCCGUUCGCACUUACUUUCUUGGCUUUGACGGGUUAGUUUGGGUGAUGUUAGUGGUGCAGGCGAUUGGCGGACUUCUGGUGGCGGUGGUGAUCAAAUACUCCGACAAUAUUGUGAGAACAUUUGCAGCGGUGAUCUCCAUUGCGUUGAGUGGUUUGUGCUCCUCUUAUUUGUACGCGUUUUGUCCGAGCGCAACAUUUUUGGUUGGAAAUGCCGUAUCCCUUGGCGCCAUCGUUGUGUACAACUCUUAA